GGGUGUCCCAAAAACCAGUAAGGAGGACAAGGCAUCCCUUAAAACUUCUCCUGGUCCUGCUGGCCAUGCUGACCUCAGCAUCCACUCUCCUCACUCCCAGGAUGCUCUGGGUCCUCUUGCUCUUGGCCACCUUCAGGAGUGCUCAGAGUGGAAACUGGGAUCACCCCAACUGCACCAGGGGUGUGGUUUCUGUGUUGCGGGGCAAGCCAGCCACGAUGACCUGCAGCAUCUCCAAUGCCUUCUCCCACAUCAACAUCUCCCUGCAAACGAACCCCAUGGCACCCUGGAAGCUCAUCUUCAGUGUAAAGGCCCCAGGAAACUUUAGCCAGGAUGGAUGGCAGCUCUGGAUUCGAGAGGGCGAGGCGCAUCUGGUGAUUGAAAAAGCCCAGGAAACCCAGGCAGGGCUGUACAAGUGGAAUCUGAAGGGGCGCCAGAGAAAUGUCGAAAUCACCACCCUGAACGUCUUAGGUCCGCAGAUGAGCAUAUUCCCUUUGGAUGUUAAUCCUGAACACAACAGCCCGACCCAGGAUUCACUUGCGGGGAAAGUUAUCUGUGCAUGGCUCUCAUCAAUCCCAUCCUCCCUUCGUCAGGACUGUGCUCCUCCCUAGGGCAGGAGUGCCACGCUGCAGUCAUGUGGGAGAGGCCCCAGUCUGGGGUCCUCAGCUGAUCAUGGACACGCUCUUGUCUUUGGAACAUGAAUAAGAACAAGUUUAAGGGACCUUCCAGGAAGCACUUGUGGAACCAAAAUGAGGCUAUCAGUGGCCUGAGAUGAUGGAUGAGGCCUCCUCCAACACCCCAAAAGGGUAGAGCAGCCCCUCUGGAUGGGAAGCUGGACAGGUGGAAUCUGUGUCCAACCUCCCUGGUCUUCCCCAGCCCUGGGGCUCCCCUCUCUACCACCUGCCCCACAUGCUGCCUCUUCCUGUUCCCAAACCGCAUCCCAAAUCAUAUAUGCCAGAUGUCUUUAUAAGCAAAACUGUACAACCCCACUGAGUGUAUUCUUUGUUGGUUUUUUUUUUUUGAAGGUGGUGUGGUACGUCUUUUUCUCUUCUUUUCCUCUUCUUUUCUCUUAUGAUUGGAUGACUUUAGUGAUGCGUUUGAAUUCCUUUUUCUUUUGUGUGUGUUUAUCUAUGAUAAUAGACUUUUGGUUUGUUGUGACCCUGAGAUUUUGAUACAGCAGUCUAUAUAUAUACGUGCAUGAUUGUUUUAAGUUGCUGAUCUCUUCCUUUCCAGUGCAUUUCAAAUAUGCUGCAUGUGCACUCUGCUCCUCUCAUGAUUACUGGUUUUGAUAUCAUGUUUGUGUGUGUGCAUGGCUUCCUACUCUUACUGUAUGUUUGCCUUUACUGGUGAGCCCUCCCAUUUCAUCCUUUUCUUGUUUCUCAUUGUGGUCUUUUCUUUUCAGCAUAGAGAAUUUCCUUUAAAGAUAGAGCUGCUUUGGUGCUUCAUUGUAUGUGUUUGUAAAAGGUACAUGUAAUGUGAUAAAAAGAAGGUUUUUCUAGAAGUGCUACUUUCAGUGCUUUGCAAAACGUCCAUAUUGCUCAUCCUCAAGAUGAGUCCACUAAACCUACUAGCAAAUCA
Messenger RNA from Odocoileus virginianus texanus, 1575 nucleotides. The record is from RefSeq and is a predicted model, not a curated record. Lineage: Eukaryota; Metazoa; Chordata; Mammalia; Artiodactyla; Cervidae.